AUGGAAACCAAGGAUUCACUAGAUAUAAAAUCUACAAAGAAAUUUCCAUUAACAUUGAGGUUGGUAGUUUUAGCUAUUGCGGUGGUUUGUGGAAUAUACAUUUGCUCAAUUUGUUUUGAGCUAAAAGGUGUAAGGACAUAUUCAAAGUUCUUAGGUGUUAGUGUCUUCACGCAACCAUGCCCUCAUCCUUCCAAUGUCCAAGAAUGGGAAAUUCCCUACUUACAUUAUCCAGAACCCAAAACCUAUAGUAGAGAGGAGUGUAGUUGCAAUCCUGUACGAUAUUUUUGCAUUGUGUCAAUGCAAAGAUCUGGGAGUGGUUGGUUUGAAACAUUUUUGAAUAGUCAUAUUAACGUAAGCUCAAAUGGAGAAAUAUUUUCAGUUGAGAAAAGAAGGGAAAAUGUUUCUUUAAUUUUGAAGACUAUAAAUGAAGUGUAUAAUCUUGAUUGGUUCACUAGUGCUUCCAAGAAUGAGUGCUCUGCUGCUAUUGGCUACAAGUGGAUGCUUAAUCAGGGUUUGAUGGAUCAUCAUAAAGAAAUAGUUGAAUAUUUGGAGCAAAAACAAGUUUCUACAAUAUUCUUGUUCAGAAGAAAUUUACUCCGUAGAAUGGUAUCUGUACUAGCCAACUCCUAUGACAAAGAUGUCAAGCUAUUGAAUGGAACACACAAGUCUCAUGUGCACUCUACAAUGGAGGCUACAAUUCUUGCAAAGUAUAAGCCAAAAAUCAAUGUCACGUUAUUGAUACCAGAACUAAAGAAAACAAAUGAGACAAUUGCAAAAGCCAUAUCAUAUUUUAAAAGCAUUCGACACAUUGUUCUUUACUACGAGGAUCUUGUUAACAACCGCACGAAAUUGAAGGAUGUUCAAGAAUUUUUGAAGGUGCCAUAUAGAGAACUAGAGAGUCGACAAGUCAAGAUACAUACUGCUCCAUUGUCAAUGCAAAUUGAAAAUUGGGACGAAGUUCAGAAAACAUUGACUGGGACGUCGUAUGAGAGUUUUCUCUACAAAGAUUAAUCAAGAUCAAAUGUAGCAGACUUUGUCAUAAGAUCAUUAGAGCAACAUCAAUAGACUAAUACUCUCAUUAAUCCUUAAAUAUUGCGUUUUGAAACAACUCCUUUGUACAUAUGAAAAUUUAUUUUAUGUUUAGGUAUUUUUUCGAACGGUGAUUGUAGAUAUUUUGGUCAAUAUUUUGAUUUGU
Messenger RNA from Medicago truncatula (barrel medic), 1195 nucleotides. RefSeq lists its product as uncharacterized. The record is from RefSeq and is a predicted model, not a curated record. The transcript is spliced from 6 exons. The coding region runs from base 1 to 1011 and encodes 336 amino acids. Lineage: Eukaryota; Viridiplantae; Streptophyta; Magnoliopsida; Fabales; Fabaceae.